Molecule: messenger RNA, 3032 nt
Organism: Anolis sagrei ordinatus
Lineage: Eukaryota; Metazoa; Chordata; Lepidosauria; Squamata; Anolidae
Gene: TBC1D2B
Product: TBC1 domain family member 2B
Source: RefSeq, a predicted model, not a curated record
UUUACCUCAGGCUUCCAGAGUAAUACUGGGCUUGCCCUCCCAGAAGCCUCAGUCUCAGCGGGAAUGCCGGGAAUCGUAGUCCCGGGGCGCUGAGGCGAUUAUCCGGGAUGCCUUCGGCGGCGGAGCGGGAGGAGGGCGGGCGGCGCCUCUGCGGCUACCUGGGCCACCUGGAAGGCCGGGGGCGGCGGCGGGGCUUCCGGAGCCGGUGGUGGGCCUUCGAGCCGCGCCGCUGCGCCCUCCUGGCCUUCCGCAGCCCCCGAGACGAGGCCCAGGCCCGCCCGCCCCUCGCCAGCCUCGACGUGGCUCGCGCCGCCUUCGCCAUCGCCGCCCCGCCAGAACAGGACGGGGAGCGCGGGGAGGAGGAGACGGAGGGCGAGGGCGAGCAGGAGGAGCGAGAGGAGCAGGCCGGGCCCACCGCCUUCGAGGUGCACGCGCCCGGCGGGGGAGUCGCCGUCCUCAAGGCAGCCACGCACCAGGACAUGACGUACUGGCUGCAGGAACUCCAGCAGAAGCGGUGGGAAUAUUGCAACAGCCUGGAUGCAGCCAAGAGGCUCAGCCGCACCUCCCCGACGCCAUGCGACCCUUCUACAGGACUGGUGGCCAGAGACCAGACUGAUGUAAAUCUCCUGCCCGCAAAUGCCUCGGCGGAGAGAGCCAGGAACGUCCUUGCAGUGGAGACUGUGCCCACGGAGCUGGUGGGAGAACAAGCCGCCUGCCAUCCAGCCCCCGGCCAGCCCAGCGCUAUCAACUUCUCCCUCAAGCAAUGGGGUGCUGAGAUCAAGAAUUCUGUGUCUCAUCUGAGACCGGGGAGAGGAAGCGGUGAAAACCGCAGGAGCAUUUUCUAUACCGAAGAGUGGGAGAUGCUGGAUCCCACGCCAAAGGAUCUGGAGGAGUCGGUGGCUCAGGAAGAGAAGAGGAAGCUUGCAGCAGAACCCAGCAAAGGACUGAGCGGUGCGGCGUUUCCAUUUGAUUUUGGUCGCAUUCCCCACAAAGCCAGGCGCCCCUUGAAGGACAUGAUUGGGCCCAGCAAGAACCGGAACAGCGCGGAGUCUCCUCCCAUUGAGUGGAACGGGAACAAGUUUGCUUCCGAAAUGCAGCUGAAGUUCCAGAGCCAGCAGGAGGAGCUAGAGGGGCUGAAGAAGGAGCUGGCCAGCCAGAAGGAACUUGUGCGGCUCCUGCAGCAGACGGUGAGGUCCUCCCAGUACGACAGAUACUUUGCCGGCCACCUCUGCGAUGACGGGCCUCCUAGUGAGAAGCUGGAGCUGCUCCACCAGAAGGAUGGCCAGAUCCUGGGCCUAAACAACCAGCUGGAGAGGCUGACCCUGGAGAAGGACAACCUGCAGGCCGAGAUUCGGGGCCUGAAGGGCACGGUGGGCGAGCUGAACGAGCAGCUAAGCAUGCUGAUGGAGACCAUCCAGGCCAAGGACGAGGUCAUCGUGAAGCUGUCCCGGGAGCUGAGCGAGGGAGAGGCACAGGCCGUUUCCCCCUCUUCUCAGGGAGGGGCCACACCCAGCCCCUCGCCUUCCUCCACAAACCGAGACCCAGAGGAGCUCAACAGGCUGAAGGACAGUCUUCAGGGUUAUAAAACCCAGAACAAAUUUUUGAACAAGGAGAUCUUGGAGCUUGCUGCCUUACGAAGAAAUGCUGAAAACAGAGAAAGAGACUUGAUGGUAAAGUACACCAGCCUCGAAGCCAAGCAUUGCCAAGUGGAGAGCAAAUACCUGAUCCUGCUGCAAGAGAUGAAAGCGCCUGUUUGCUCUGAAGAGCAGAGCCCUCGCCACGAAGUGGUGGCCCAGCUCCUGGAAGACGCCUUGCGAGCUGACACCAGCGAGCAGCCAGAGGUCUUCAAGCCCCAUAUAGUCAGCGAGUACGACAUCUACGGCUUCCGAACGAUCCCAGAGGAAGAGGAGGAGGAGGCGCGGCUGGAGGCCAAGGUGCGGGCGCUGGACCUGAAAUCCCUCUCACUGGCAGAGCACCAGGAGAUGUCGGUGGGCGUCAAGUGGGAGAACUUCCUGGCUGGGACCCUGCAUCGGGAGAUGUCACGCUCGCUGGAGCUGAAACAGCUGGUGCGCUCGGGGAUCCCGCAUGCACACCGCUCACAGCUGUGGAAGUGGUGCGUGGGGCUCCACGCCAAGAAGUUCCGGGCCAGUGCCGACCCGGGCUACUUCCAGAGCUUGCUCCAGAACGCCCUCAGGAAGCAGAACCCGGCCUCCAAGCAGAUCGAGUUGGACCUGCUCCGCACACUGCCCAACAACAAGCACUAUUCCUCCCCAGCCUCUGAAGGCAUCCAGAAGCUCCGGAAUGUGCUUCUUGCCUUCUCUUGGCGGAACCCGGACAUCGGCUAUUGCCAGGGGCUCAACAGGUUGGCAGCCAUUGCGCUCCUCUACUUGGAGGAGGAGGAUGCCUUUUGGUGCCUUGUGACCAUUGUAGAGGUCUUCAUGCCCCGGGACUAUUACACGAAGACUCUGCUGGGCUCCCAGGUGGACCAGAGGGUCUUCAAGGACCUGAUGGGCGAGAAGCUGCCCCGCCUGGCCACCCACUUUGAGCUCCACCGGGUGGACUACAGCCUCAUCACCUUCAACUGGUUCCUGGUGGUCUUCGUGGACAGCGUGGUCAGUGACAUCCUCUUCCGGAUCUGGGACGCCUUCCUCUAUGAAGGACCCAAGGUCAUUUUCCGGUAUGCAUUGGCACUCUUCAAAUACAAAGAGGAGGAGAUCUUAAAGCUGCAGGAUUCCAUGUCCAUCUUCAAGUACCUCCGGUACUUCACCCACACGGUCCUUGACGCCAGGAAGCUGCUGGGCAUUGCCUUUGGGGACCUGAACCCCUUCCCCUUGCGUCAGAUCCGCAACCGCCGGGCCUGCCACCUGGAGAAGGUGCGUCUGGAGCUGCUGGAGCUGGAGGCCAUGAGGGAGGACUUUCUGCGCGAGCGCGAGACCCACCCAGAGAAGAGGGACCUCAUCAGCGACGAGGACGAGGACGCCUAGUGCCGGGCUGGGUCUUGUCCUUCUUCUCUCCUUCAAAGCCAUAUUGCA